AGUGGUGUUUUCAAUUCUACUCCGCGUAGCGGCUCUUUGAUUUUGAAUUUCCCAAUAAAUUCAUAAAUUUAAACAUCAAUAAAGUGUACGUGCAAUAAGCAUUUAAUUCCCCAUCAAGUGUUUAAUAAAAUACUCAUCAAAAAACAUACAUAAACAAGAAUAAUUUUAAAUCUCCCACUAUUCUUUUGUUAAAUGAACCACUGAACUGUAAUCGAAAGCGAAUUGUGUUUCGUCGAACGUCGAUAUUAUUUUAUUUUUCUACGAAUACGAAACAAAAAACCAAAAAAGAACACGAAAGACUUUCGAUCAAAAAAUUGUUGAGUCGACGUAUGAGAAAAAUUUAAAACCGACCGGCCAGUCCGAAAUUUGCAGAGUGGCAGUGAAGUCACUCAAGUCUCUUGAAACAAAAAAAUUAAAGGAAAAGUAAAUUUAAAAAAAAACCAAAAUUGUGUCCGCUGUGCGUGAUUAGUUUUUUACACACAACUUUAAAUUAAACAAAAAUUAAGUUUAUCGUUUUUUAAACCAACAACAACAACAACAAACCGGUGUCUCUUCGGUUCCAGUGUGUGUUAAAGAGACAGAGAGAGAAAAAAAAAAAAACAAAUUAAAUAAUUCAGGAAUAAUCAGCAGAGACAACAACAAACAAACCAACAAUGGGAGAUGAAAUUAGUGAUCGCAACGAUCCCGAAUUGAAAUAUCUAUCGGUUGAACGGAAUCAAUUCAAUGAUCCAGCAACACAGGCAGAAUGGACACAAAAGCGUUUGGUUUGGGUGCCCAAUGGAAACCAGGGCUUUGUUGCAGCAAGCAUUAAGCGUGAACAAGGCGAUGAGGUUGAAGUUGAUCUUGCCGAAACUGGCAAACGUGUGAUGGUCCUUCGUGAUGACAUACAAAAAAUGAAUCCGCCUAAAUUCGACAAAGUCGAAGAUAUGGCCGAAUUGACUUGCCUAAAUGAAGCUUCCGUCUUACAUAACAUCAAAGACAGAUACUACUCUGGUUUAAUAUACACAUAUUCCGGCCUUUUCUGUGUUGUUGUGAAUCCGUAUAAAAAGCUUCCAAUUUAUACGGAAAAAAUUAUGGAAAGAUAUAAGGGUAUAAAGCGACACGAAGUGCCUCCGCAUGUAUUUGCAAUCACAGAUACUGCCUACAGAUCUAUGCUCCAAGAUCGUGAAGAUCAGUCGAUCCUGUGUACGGGAGAAUCCGGUGCUGGUAAAACUGAGAAUACAAAAAAAGUCAUUCAGUAUUUGGCCUAUGUGGCUGCAUCAAAACCGAAAGGUUCUGGAGCGGGACCACACCCGGCUUUGAUUAUUAGUCAUAAUGCUGAAACAUUUGCGGGUGAAUUGGAGCAACAACUGUUACAAGCGAAUCCUAUUCUAGAAGCAUUUGGUAAUGCUAAGACCGUCAAGAACGAUAACUCGUCUCGAUUUGGUAAAUUUAUUCGCAUUAACUUUGAUGCAUCUGGUUAUAUUUCUGGAGCUAACAUCGAAACAUAUCUAUUGGAGAAAUCCCGUGCCAUUCGUCAAGCGAAAGACGAAAGAACAUUCCAUAUUUUCUAUCAGCUGUUAGCCGGUGCCUCGGCAGAGCAACGAGAUAAAUUCAUUCUAGAUGAUAUCAAGACUUAUCCAUUCCUAUCGAAUGGUUCGCUUCCAGUACCCGGCGUUGAUGAUUACGCCGAAUUCCAAGCGACCGUCAAGAGUAUGAACAUCAUGGGCAUGACCAAUGAUGACUUCAAUUCGAUAUUCCGCAUUGUAAGUGCUGUGUUGUUAUUUGGUUGCAUGAAAUUCCGCCAAGAGCGUAACAAUGAUCAGGCAACGUUACCUGAUAAUACGGUAGCGCAAAAGAUUGCUCAUCUACUGGGUCUUAAUGUGACUGAUAUGACUCGAGCUUUCCUUACGCCACGUAUUAAGGUUGGUCGUGAUUUUGUGACCAAAGCUCAGACCAAGGAGCAAGUAGAGUUUGCUGUAGAAGCGAUUGCCAAAGCCUGCUACGAACGAAUGUUCAAGUGGUUGGUGACUCGUAUCAAUCGUUCUCUAGAUAGAACCAAACGCCAGGGUGCUUCCUUUAUUGGUAUUCUCGAUAUGGCUGGUUUUGAAAUAUUCGAACUCAACUCCUUCGAGCAGUUGUGUAUUAAUUACACAAACGAGAAACUCCAGCAGUUGUUCAAUCACACUAUGUUUAUUCUGGAGCAAGAGGAGUACCAACGCGAGGGAAUUGAAUGGAAAUUCAUUGACUUUGGUCUUGACUUGCAGCCGACUAUUGACCUGAUUGAUAAACCUGGUGGAAUUAUGGCUCUUCUUGAUGAGGAAUGUUGGUUCCCUAAGGCAACAGAUAAAACUUUCGUUGAGAAGUUGGUUUCGGCACAUUCUAUGCAUCCUAAAUUCUUAAAGACGGACUUCCGUGGCGUUGCUGAUUAUGCGAUUAUGCAUUACGCUGGCAAGGUUGACUAUUCGGCAGUCAAAUGGUUGAUGAAGAACAUGGAUCCCCUCAACGAAAAUAUUGUAUCAUUGUUACAGACCUCACAAGAUCCAUUCGUUGUACAGAUCUGGAAGGAUGCAGAAAUUGUGGGUAUGGCCCAACAGGCUCUUACCGACACACAAUUCGGUGCACGAACUCGCAAGGGUAUGUUCCGUACUGUCUCGCAUUUGUACAAAGAACAACUGGCUAAGUUGAUGGACACACUGCGUAACACAAAUCCUAACUUCGUGCGGUGCAUAAUCCCAAAUCAUGAAAAGCGUGCUGGAAAAAUUGAUGCUCCACUUGUGCUGGACCAAUUGCGUUGCAAUGGUGUAUUGGAGGGUAUUCGAAUCUGUCGUCAAGGUUUCCCCAAUAGAAUUCCUUUCCAGGAAUUCCGUCAGCGUUACGAACUUCUGACGCCAAAUGUUAUUCCCAAGGGAUUCAUGGAUGGCAAAAAGGCCUGCGAAAAAAUGAUCCAAGCUUUGGAAUUGGAUUCAAAUUUGUUCCGUGUUGGACAGUCGAAGAUUUUCUUCCGAGCUGGUGUACUGGCUCAUUUAGAAGAAGAGCGUGAUUAUAAAAUCACGGACCUGAUUGUGAACUUCCAAGCAUUCUGCAGGGGAUUCCUCGCAAGGCGGAACUACCAAAAACGUUUGCAGCAAUUGAAUGCCAUAAGAAUUAUUCAGAGAAACUGUGCAGCCUACUUAAAGCUUCGUAACUGGCAAUGGUGGCGUUUGUACACGAAAGUUAAACCACUGUUGGAGGUCACCAAGCAGGAGGAGAAACUUGUGCAGAAGGAAGAUGAAUUAAAGCAGGUUCGUGAAAAAUUGGAGAGCUUAAAUAAAAGCACAUUGGAAUAUGAGAAAAAAUGGCAACAAGCGAAUGAAGAAAAAACUGCCUUGGCUGAACAACUUCAAGCCGAAAUUGAACUCUGUGCCGAAGCUGAAGAGGGUCGUUCAAGGUUGAUGGCAAGAAAACAAGAACUCGAGGACAUGAUGCAAGAGCUUGAAGCUCGAAUUGAAGAGGAAGAAGAACGUGUUCUCGCUCUGGGAAAUGAUAAGAAAAAGCUUGAGGUCAACAUUCAAGACUUGGAAGAGCAAUUAGAAGAAGAGGAAGCUGCUAGGCAGAAGUUACAACUUGAGAAGGUGCAACUGGACGGAAAAAUUAAGAAAUACGAAGAAGAUCUUGCCCUAACUGAUGAUCAAAACCAAAAGUUACUCAAGGAAAAGAAACUGCUGGAAGAACGUGCCAAUGAUUUGUCUCAGACCCUCGCCGAAGAAGAAGAGAAAGCUAAACAUUUAGCAAAGCUGAAAGCAAAGCAUGAAGCCACAAUUAGUGAACUUGAAGAACGUCUUAUCAAAGAUCAGCAACAACGCCAGGAAUCAGACCGUUCUAAGCGAAAAAUAGAAACCGAAGUUGCUGAUCUAAAAGAACAACUCAACGAACGCCGAAUUCAAAUUGAAGAGUUACAAACGCAGCUUUCUAAGCGCGAAGAUGAACUCACUCAAACUCUGAUGCGAAUCGACGAAGAAUCUGCGAGCAAAGCAGCCGCCCAAAAAGCUCAGAGAGAACUUGAGUCACAGUUGGCUGAAAUUCAGGAAGAUCUUGAAGCUGAGAAAGGCGCUCGUGCUAAGGCGGAGAAAAUUAGACGUGACUUGGGUGAAGAACUAGAAGCUCUCAAGAAUGAACUUUUGGAUUCUCUAGAUACAACUGCCGCUCAACAAGAACUUCGUUCAAAACGUGAGCAGGAGCUUGCCAGCCUUAAAAAGAAUCUCGAAGAUGAGACAGUCAACCAUGAAGGAUUACUGGCCGAGAUGCGUCAUAAGCACUCACAAGAACUCAAUGCAAUUAACGAUCAGCUGGAGAACUUGCGCAAGGCUAAAACGGUGCUGGAAAAAACUAAGGGUACUUUGGAAGCUGAGAAUGCCGAUUUAACUACUGAACUACGAAUUGUUAGCAGUUCGAGACAAGAGAAUGAUCGUCGUCGGAAACAAGCAGAGCAACAGAUCGCUGAAAUGCAGGCUAAGCUGGCCGAAAUCGAACGUGCCCGUUCCGAAUUGCAAGAGAAGUGCACCAAGCUUCAGCAAGAAUCAGAAAAUAUAACAAGUCAAUUAGAGGAAGCUGAAUUGAAAGCAUCAGCCGCUGUAAAAUCCGCCAGCAAUAUGGAAAGUCAAUUGACAGAAGCCCAACAAUUGCUUGAGGAAGAAACCCGCCAGAAAUUGUCUUUGAGUUCGAAACUGCGCCAGCUUGAAUCCGAAAAGGACGUGCUCCAAGAACAAUUGGAAGAAGAUGAAGAAGUAAAAAAGAACUACGAGCGCAAAUUGUCCGAACUUAGCCUGCAAAUGCAAGAAAUCAAGAAGAAGGCCGAAGAAGAUUCGGAUAUUGUUAAAGAGUUGGAAGAGAACAAGAAGCGCAAUGGCAAGGAAUUAGAAGCUCUAGAGAGACAAGUGAAAGAACUCCAAGCUCAGAACGAUCGCCUUGAUAAGAGCAAAAAGAAGAUUCAAUCUGAACUGGAAGACACCACCAUCGAACUAGAAACACAACGCACUAAAGUUCUUGAACUCGAGAAGAAGCAAAAGAAUUUCGAUAAGAUACUUGCGGAAGAGAAGGCAAUUAGUGAUCAAACUGCCCAGGAGCGUGAUACUGCAGAGCGUGAGGCCCGUGAGAAGGAAACUAAAGUUUUGUCAUUGACUCGCGAAUUGGAUGAAGCGUACGACAAAAUCGAGGACUUGGAAACUAAGCGAAAGGUUUUGCAAAAUGAACUUGACGAUUUGGCCAACAGCCAAGGUACAGCCGAUAAGAAUGUGCAUGAGUUGGAGAAGGCAAAACGUGCGCUAGAAAGUCAAUUAGCCGAAUUGAAAGCACAAAACGAAGAGCUGGAGGAUGACCUUCAACUAACGGAGGAUGCUAAGUUGCGUCUGGAAGUUAACAUGCAAGCCUUACGCUCCCAAUUCGAACGUGACAUUCAAGCCAAGGAAGAACAAGCUGAAGAGAAACGACGUGGUUUAGUUAAGCAAUUGCGUGAUCUCGAGGCAGAACUUGAUGAAGAACGUAAACAACGAACCGCAGCGGUGGCUGCUAAGAAGAAGCUCGAGGGUGACUUGAAGGAAAUCGAAACGACUAUGGAAAUGCACAACAAGGUGAAAGAGGAUGCUCUCAAGCACGCCAAGAAACUACAGGCGCAAGUCAAAGACGCCCUUCGUGAUGCUGAAGAUGCAAAGGCAGCCAAGGAAGAACUGGCAGCAGCAAGCAAGGAGGCUGAGCGCAAGGUGAAGACCCUAGAAGCUGAAGUUAUGCAACUUACUGAGGACCUCGCAAGCUCAGAGAGAGCACGCCGUGCAGCAGAAACUGAACGUGAUGAGCUCGCUGAAGAAAUAAAUGCCAACGCUAACAAAGGAUCCCUAAUGGUUGAGGAAAAGAGACGUCUGGAAGCAAGAAUAGCCACUCUCGAGGAGGAGCUCGAAGAGGAGCAAUCGAAUUCGGAAGUACUUGUGGACAGAACUCGUAAGGCUCAGCUUACUAUUGAACAACUAUCUACCGAACUCGCAACAGAGAAGUCCAACUCGCAAAAGAACGAAAACGCCAGAGCCCUACUAGACCGACAAAACAAAGAGUUGAAGGCUAAGUUAGCUGAAAUCGAAACAGCACAAAGGACAAAGGUGAAAGCAACAAUUGCCGGUCUGGAAGCAAAGAUUGCCAACCUCGAAGAACAACUAGAAAACGAAGCCAAGGAACGAUUGCUUCAGCAGAAAUCUAACCGCAAAUUGGAUAAGAAAAUCAAGGAACUCACUAUGAACAUCGAAGAUGAACGAAGACAUGCGGAUCAAUACAAAGAGCAAAUCGAUAAACUCAAUAGCCGCAUGAAGACUCUGAAGCGCAACCUAGACGAAACCGAAGAGGAACUGCAAAAGGAGAAGACGCAAAAACGAAAGGCACAACGAGAAUGCGAAGAUAUGCUUGAAAGUCAUGAAGCAAUGACACGCGAAGUGAACUCGCUUAAAGGAAAACUAAGAUUCUCUGUGACAACAGAAUCGGAUGAAGAACUUACUGAUAUCCAGGAAUAACGUAAAGGCGCACCACAAUGGGUUUGAGUUCAUCCCGACUCACAGGUACCACAUCAUCCAAACGGGCGGACGAUAGUUCUUCUGUUCAAGAUGAGUCAAUAGAUGGCGAUGACUCAGGCAAUUGACAAAUUAAAUUAUCAAAACGGGAUCUUUAUUAAUAUAUAAAUAUAUAUACAUAAAACAAAUUUAAAAUUAUAACCAUACAACAACAUAAUUGAGAAAACAGAAAUACAAAACAAAAUAAAAAACAAAUAUAAUUCCUAAGAAGAAAAAUACAAAAAAAGAAAACAAAUCUUGAAAUUAAAAAAACAUUUUAAGGUUUAACUUAAAACAAAAAAAGGAAAUAACAUUUAAACUAAGUUUUUGAAAAGUGAAAAAUACUUUUUUGAUAAAUCUAAUAAGCCACGAAAUGAAAAAAAAAAUAUUUAUACCGUUUUUAUAAUUUAUAGAUAUGAUGAUAUACAUUUAAAAAGAAAAAAUAAGAUCCAUUUGAGGGGAAAAACACUAAAACACUAAAUCGUAUGCAUUUACACAAUAAAAUAAAAAUUAG
Molecule: messenger RNA, 7062 nt
Organism: Eupeodes corollae
Lineage: Eukaryota; Metazoa; Arthropoda; Insecta; Diptera; Syrphidae
Gene: zip
Product: myosin heavy chain, non-muscle
Exons: 14
Coding region: 654-6512 (1952 amino acids)
Cellular component (GO): myosin complex
Molecular function (GO): cytoskeletal motor activity; actin filament binding; ATP binding
Source: RefSeq, a predicted model, not a curated record